GAGAGAGAGAGAGAGAGAGACAGAAAGAGGGAGAGGGAGAGGAAAGGAAAGGAAAGGAAAGGCAAGGCAGCAGCUCCACGCCACUCCUUUGUUUUAGGAAAUCGCUUGAAUCGCUCGAAGGACUGGAAUGAUGCAUCGCGUUUCUCUCGCGUUUUCCCGCGACGCCUGUUUUUAAAGGCGAACUUGACCAUUUUGCGUUUAAUUUGGUGGAAAAGCGUUUGAGGUCCGACACCUACAGACGCAUUAAGCGUUUCCUCCGCGUUCGCCCUCCAUGCGUUUAGACUCGUUUUUCUCCAGCGUUUCGCGUUCCACGUCGCGGGCUCCUCUCAUCUGCCGAAGCGUUCCGAAGCUCCAGGCCCGAGGUACUCGCUACUCUUCAAAGGCCUUUAAUGCGGCACUCGCGCGACACAUUGUAACGGGUUUCCACGCGUCAGAUGAGCGUCGGUUCUGAUCCAUAAAGCGCCGCCGAUCCUCUGCCAGAACAUCUCGCCUGCGCUGUUCGCUCUUCAUACGCAGCGUCUGCGGCCCUCUUCAAUGUUAAUGUCGACCGACGUCGCAUCUGUAAUGCUGCCCGUGAGCCACGGGAUCCUGGAACACGACAGAGAUCUGGACUCCGGUUCGGCGGCGGUUCGGGGGAUGAAGCGCGGGGACCCGGAGCCGGAGGGAGCCGCGGCGGCGGGGGAUUCGGUCGGAGCUGAAUGCAAACGAGCGCGGAUGGACGGAACCGGAGAGACCGGACAGGGUUCACAGGACACGAUGGGAGCUUUGGAGGGCGUCAUGGCUCCGUUCUCCUCCUUCCCUCCUCCUCCGCCUCCUCCUCCUCAGAACGGCCUGGCGCUGGAGUUUGGGGCCGGCAGCAUUUACUCCGCAGGGGGCCAAACGGAGGCCCCGGCAGGAGCCAGCAGCACCUCCUCCUCUAACCCCAGCGCUCAACUGUCAGACAGAUCUACUCAGGCUGAAGUUCAGUGUGUUUCUGUCGGCGCUGCGGGCAGCAACGAGUCCUCCGAGGCCAAAGGAACCCCGAAACGGCUCCACGUUUCCAACAUCCCCUUCCGCUUCAGAGACCCAGACCUGCGGCAGAUGUUCGGGCAAUUUGGAAAGAUUCUGGAUGUGGAGAUCAUUUUCAAUGAGAGGGGCUCAAAGGGCUUUGGUUUUGUGACGUUUGAGGCCAGUGCAGAUGCAGAGAAAGCACGAGAGCGUCUCCACGGGACCAUCGUGGAGGGACGGAAGAUCGAGGUCAACAACGCUACGGCUCGAGUGAUGACCAAUAAGAAGAUGGUUAGCCCAUAUACUAACGGAGAAGGUCUCAGCACGCUGCCCUAUGCGGGGUGGAAAUUGAGUCAUAUGAUGAACGCGAUGUACGCACCGGAGCUCUACGCAGUUCCAGGGUUUCCGUAUCCCACUGCCGCAUCCACCGCUGCCGCUGCAGCUGCCAGCUUCAGAGGAGCACAUCACCUGCGGGGUCGAGCCCGGCCCGUCUACGGAGCGGUGCGCGCCGCGGUUCCUCAGCCAACCAUACAGGCCUACCCAGGAAUAGUGUUUCAGGACACUCUGGUUAGUAGCAGAAUGCCUCAGAGCGGCUAUACCGCGUAUCGCUACACCCAGCCGACGGCGGUAGCGAGUCCCACAACAGCGGCGGCAGCGGCAUACAGCGACAGCUACGGUCGCAUGUACACGGCAGAUCCGUAUGCGGCUGCGCUAGCGGCUUCUCCGGCAGCGGCGGCGGCGGCAGCAGCGUAUGGAGUCGGCGCGAUGGCCACUCUCUACAGAGGAGGAUACAGCCGGUUCUCACCAUAUUAAUACACUUCCAGAUUCGCUGUCUCUCUGAAACUUCACCAACGGCUGCUGACCUCGGAGGGAAAAAUCCAAUCACGCUCUUGGACAAAAAAAAAAAAGAAAAAAAAAAA
Messenger RNA from Sinocyclocheilus anshuiensis, 1907 nucleotides. RefSeq names its product RNA binding fox-1 homolog 2. The record is from RefSeq and is a predicted model, not a curated record. Gene Ontology annotation, molecular function: mRNA binding. NCBI's taxonomy places the organism in Eukaryota, Metazoa, Chordata, Actinopteri, Cypriniformes, Cyprinidae. Gene Ontology annotation, biological process: regulation of alternative mRNA splicing, via spliceosome; nervous system development. Gene Ontology annotation, cellular component: cytoplasm; nucleus. The transcript is spliced from 12 exons. The coding region runs from base 535 to 1800 and encodes 421 amino acids.